CUCAGUCAAAAAAUUAUGGCUGGUAAAACACGUGUAAAGUCCCGCUUUAAGGCAUGCAAGGAGUCUCAAGUUUUUUUUUUUUUUUUAAAAAAAUUUUCGCACCUUUUGAUUGUUCCAGAAAACUAAUCAUGCUUCAUGAUGGUUAAAAAUUGGACACUUUCCUUCUUUGCUGUGCAGUGAUUUUGCCGAAUUCGUUUCCUCCUUGAAAUCACCACGAAAAUAUGCUCAGAGUUUAGUUUAAAAAUAAAAAAUGAUUUGACUCUCUCGAGAUGUUUACUUUAAAGAUAACUCGAGCAUUCCGGCUCGAAUAUAGUUUGAACGCUCUUUGUGCCUUAUGGGUUUUGCGAAUUAGAGCCUUGACACCUACAACAGCUAUACCACCUCUAGUCACAAAAGGAGCUGCGGAAAUAGAGGAAGCUCUUUUAAAACACGCUGUUAUUCCUGAUGUUAUCGAUAAGGCCCCAAAACAUUUUUUAAUGGCAUCGUUUCGUGAAAGCGAAGCCAAAAAGGCCAAAUUUCUGAUGCCACAGCUCGGAAAUAUUUUGGAUCCCAACGUAAUGCGGAUGUAUCCUUAUCAUUUGAACUGGCCUUGUGAUAAUGCAUCUAUGUACACAUUAAUAAUGACAG
Molecule: messenger RNA, 627 nt
Organism: Bemisia tabaci
Lineage: Eukaryota; Metazoa; Arthropoda; Insecta; Hemiptera; Aleyrodidae
Source: RefSeq, a predicted model, not a curated record